Molecule: messenger RNA, 687 nt
Organism: Naegleria fowleri
Lineage: Eukaryota; Heterolobosea; Eutetramitea; Acrasida; Naegleriidae
Exons: 1
Coding region: 1-687 (228 amino acids)
Source: RefSeq, a predicted model, not a curated record
AUGCCAACCAAAUCCGCAGAGAAAAAGUCCAUUCCGAAUAAACUUAUUGCUGCUGGUCGUCAUCAUGAAGAAAGUGAUGAUGAUGAAGCACCGGAAAUGAUACAUAGCAAGGCCAAAAUGGCUGUUGCAGCACUCGCUGAGCAGGAAUUAAAAAAACAAAGUGUUCGGGAUAAGAAAUUGAAAAAGUUAUCUAAAAAAUCGGAAAAACGAAAACAUUCGGAGGAGCAAGAAGUCCAUGACGAAGAGAAUGACAUUGCCUCCUCCUCAUCAUCAUCAUCAGCUAAAAAACAAAAGAAACUAUUGGAUGCCUCUGUUUUGGAUUUUUUAGUUCAACAAGAUGAAAAACAAGAAGCAUCCACAGAGUCGUCCACAACAAAAACACCACAAAUUCAAGCAACCUUAGAAACGGCAGCACCUAAAAAAUCACGUUCCAAGAGAUUUGUCGAUUUGAAAUUGGAGGCUACUCUCGCAAAGGAGAAGGUGGAUCCAUUUACUGUGAAAACUGAGGUGGAUCCGGCCGUGUUGAAAUUUUUACAUUUAGAGUUCUAUAAGAAGAAUCAUCGGAAAGAUACGGCAAAAUUUGUCGAUGCAAAGAGAAGUACCAUUGUACCAGCUUCUGACUUUUUUGGAAAACAACGAUGGUUGACAGAGCAAGUGUUUCUCAACCCUUACGAUUUACAACAUUAA